AAAGCAGUUCUGUCUGCCCUUCAUUAGGACAUUUUACCUCGGGUAGAAUCAACAAAUGUCGCAUUACACAGAUUGUGGCCUCAACGUCCAUUUUUCAGUGUGACUAGGACAAAGGCCACCUCGAAUCUGACUAGAGUACUUAAUGCUUAAACAGUCUUUUAUUCACACCCAUCAUCUGAUGCUAUUGUCCUGGACGUAAGAACUUUUGUUUCCUCUCCGCUCAGCACACUUCCUUUCAAACCAUUCAGGCACUCUUGUUUAAUCCUCCGCCGCUCCCGAGUCAAGCCAUCAUGCCCAUCGCGGAGCUCUUCCUUGGCGCCCUUCUUCCUGUGCUGUUCGAGAGGUUGGCCUCUCCCGAGCUGGUCAACUUUGCGCGCCGUGAGGGGAUCGAUAACCUGCUGAAGAAAUGGGAGAGGAUGCUGAAUAGCAUCAAUCAAGUGCUGGAUGAUGCAGAGGAGAGACAACUGACCAGCGCUCCUGGGGUGGAGUCGUGGCUCAAAGAUCUCGGGAACUUGGCCUAUGACAUCGAAGACUUGCUUGAUGAGUUCGCCACAAAGUCUGCGGAAAAUAAGUUCAAGGCAGAACUUGGCAAUAGCAAGGUGUGCUCCCUUCUUCCGAGUCGUUGCUUUAAAUUGAGCCCAAGAGCAUUUAUGUUUGACCGUAAAAUGAGAUCCACGAUCGAAGAGAUGGAUAACAAACUACAGGAUAUCAUCACUCGGAAAGAUACUUUUAACUUCGGAGAGAAUAAUGGGAAUCGAUCAACAUACCGUCGACAGGAUAAGCAGCUUCCCACCACGUAUUUGCCCGAGCCUGGUUUUGUUAGUAGGAAGGAUGAAAAAAGCGAGAUCCUUGAAUUAUUGACCAAAGAUGAAGACGAUAGAACAUGUGCAAACUAAAAGUGAUACCUAUCGUAGGGAUGGGGGGUGUGGGGAAGACGGCUUUGACUCAACAAGUUUACAAUGAUGCGAGAGUCACUAACUAUUUCGAUGUGAAAGCAUGGGCUUGCGUUUCCGAAGAUUACGACGUGCUUGCUAUCACAAAGAGUAUCCUAGGGAUAACCAACGGCCAUUUGUCCUGUGAAGGUAAGGACUUCAAUUGGCUUCAAGAUAAGCUCAAGGAACACCUUGCGGGGAAGAAGUUUCUUGUCGUUUUAGAUGAUGUUUGGAACGAGAAUUAUGGAAAUUGGACUACUCUAUUGAAGCCUUUUCAAUUGGGAGCGAAGGGAAGCAAGAUCAUCCUCACCACUCGUAACAAGAGUGUUGCUUCAUUAGCUAGUGCUCCACCGUAUUAUCUCAAAGAGUUGUCACAAGAUGCUUGUAUGACUCUGUUGGCAUUUCAUGCUUUUGGUGUAGAAAAUUUCGAUCAUCAUCUAGAUCUUAAAGUAUUAGGACAAAAAAUAGCGGAAAAAUGCAAAGGGUUGCCAUUAGCAGUAAAAACAUUGGCCGGGCUGCUACGCCAUAAAGUCAACCCCCAAGAAUGGAAAGCUAUAUUGAAUAGCAAAAUUUGGGACCUAAGAAAUGAGAUCCUUCCAGCUUUGAAACUUAGUUAUCUUCAUCUCCCUUCCAAUUUGAGGAGAUGUUUUACUUAUUGUGCUAUAUUUCCAAAGGACUAUGAAAUUGAACGGGACGACUUGAUCCACUGGUGGAUUGCAGAGGGCUUGUUGGAGGUAAAAGAAGCAAAGACCCUUUGGAAUACAGGUUUGAAUUAUUUUAAUGAGCUAGUAUCUAGAUCAUUAUUUCAAAAGUCAAGUAUAAACGGAUCACAAUUCUUGAUGCAUGAUCUUGUGAAUGACCUUGCAAAGCUAGUCGCUGGUGCAACUUAUUUUAGCCCAGAGGAGUUUGAGUUUGAGGUUAAUCAAAGUAAUGCAUCUUUUGCUCGUCAUGCCUCUUUCAUUCCCAGCUAUCACAUUGUGCCGAAAAGACUUGAGGUAUAUCGUCGAAUGAAGGGACUUAGGAGCUUCAUAUCAUUACGAAAGCCCUACGGUCAGUUCUACUUGUCCCAUAAAGUGCUAUGUGACUUGUUGUCGACAGUAAAGUACUUAAGGGUGCUUUCAUUGAGUCAUUAUCGAAUAAGAGAGGUACCGGAUUGCCUUGGCAAAUUGAGGCACCUAAGGCACCUUAAUCUAUCGUAUACUAAUAUCAAAAUGCUUCCAAAGUCGAUUGUUACAUUAUAUAACCUAGAGGCUUUGAUGUUGCGGGCUUGUCGAUACCUCACCACAUUACCGAAAGGUAUGGAGAAAUUGAUCAAUCUAAAAUUUCUCGACAUUACCGAUACUCUGAACUUAAGAGCGAUGCCAAUGUAUAUAGGUCAUUUGGUGGGUCUUGAGAUGCUGUCCAAAUUUGUAGUGGGAACAGAAAAUGGGUUAAGGUUGAAGGAGUUAAAAAACCUGAAAGACCUCAAAGGGGAGUUGUGCAUCUUUGAUUUGCAUAAGGUUCAAGAAGUUGGAGAUGCUAAGGAGAUCGAUUUAAUCACAAAGGAGGGAAUAUGUCGGUUGACCAUGCGGUGGAGUCCAGAUUUUGAAAUUUCUCGGAAUGAAGACCUUGAAGCAGAGGUCCUUGUCUUUCUUCACCCUCACCAAAACCUUGAAAAUCUCGUGAUAUCCUACUAUGGUGGCCUAAAAUUCCCGUCAUGGUUAGAAAGUCCCCCACAUCUUAACAUUGUGCAUUUACAAUUACAUGGAUGUUGCAGAGCCAAAACGUUGCCAUCACUUGGGCAGCUAUUUUUGCUCAAAGAACUAUAUAUUGAAGGUCUAAAUGCUAUAAGCACGAUAGGGUCUGAAUUUUAUGGAACCGAUGAGAGUCCUUUUCCAUCGUUAAUAACUCUAGAAUUCAGGGACAUGCCAUUGUGGGAAGACUGGUCUCAUUGUGUUGGGAUUGAAGAAGUAAGAGUUUUGUUCCCUUGUCUUGAGCAUCUCCUCAUUCAAGAUUGUCCUGUGUUGAUAGGAAAAUUGCCUAGUCAACUAGGCUCUCUCACAAAGCUUGAAAUCGAGUCCUGUCCACAUAUGGAUGCGUUGCCCUCCAUCAUUAGCCUUCCAUCUCUCAAAGAAUUAAAAUUCAAGAGUUGUAAUGAGGGGGUGCUAAAGAGUUUGGUAAACUUGACAUCUCUAACCUCUCUUAUCAUAAAAGAUGUCUCUGAACUUACUUGCUUAAAUCAUGGGUUUACAAGCUCCUUGAUUAGGCUGGAGGAGUUAUAUAUCAAAAGAUGUGAAAAGUUAACUUACUUAUGGCAAGACAAAGUUGUUGAUAUGUGUCCUGAAUUCAUGUAUUUUGUGGCUGAAGAAGGAGAUAUAGAGCUGUUUGGCAACCUUAAGACUAUCUGCUUGAGUGACUGCAUCAAAUUAGAGAAGCUCCCAAGCAAGAUGCACACCCUUUAUUCUCUUAGAGACUUGUCAAUCGAAAAGUGUCCAAAUCUCGUGUCCUUCCCCGACACAGGUAUACCGACAUCUAUGAUAUCUUUAAAAAUCGAGGGCUGCAAUAGGUUGCAACAUUUACCCAAAGGAUUAAAUGUUGACUUGGAUGAACUAGGCAGCAUCAAUACCCAAGGGGACAAGAUGUCUUGUCUGCAAAGUUUAAAGAUCACCUCCUGCCAUUCUUUACCAGCUGCUUUGUUUAGCGGGGGCAUAUUUUUACCUAUAACCCUCAAGAGUCUCAAAAUUUUUCAUUGCCAGAAUGUGGAGUCGCUCGCGCAAAUAAAUCUAAAUUGUCUUCAAUCCAUUAAAGAGAUUGAGAUUGGUAGUUGCGAUAAGUUGAGAAGCUUACCCCAAGGCCUAAACACACUCUCCGGCCUCAAUUCCUUGCAUUUGUACCACUUGACUGCUCUAGAGCUGGAGUGCUUCCCUCCUCUUCCUCCCGAAAUCUCGACGUUUAAGCUUGACAAUUGUUCGAAGAUAAAAUCGUUACCUACUCAGUUGCAUCGACUCACCAGUCUCCAAGAUCUGGAAAUUAGUGGGUGUGAGAGUAUUACGUGCUUCCCUAAUGGAGGACUGCCGCCCCAGCUACAGCUUCUUACGAUAUUAAAAUGCGAGAAUAUGAAGCAGCCGGUGAGGGAGUGGCUUACCCCCCUCACCUCCCUUGAAUGGCUGGAGAUCGACAGCGAGGUUGGAGGAGUGGGAGAGGAGGAGGAUCUUGUGCUUCCGCUCCCUUCCUCUCUACUCAGGUUCUGGAUUAGAGAUAUGGGGAAAGUUGAAAGACUGUCCAGCAGUCUCCCUCCCUCUCUCCAAUAUUUAGGUAUCUUCAAUUGCCCGAAGCUGAGGGAGUUGCCCCAGGAUGGCCUCCCUCCCUCCCUAGAAUUUCUCUGGAUCGAAGGAUGUGGGAUUCUGGAGGAGCGAUGUAGGAAAGGGACCGGCUGCUAUUGGCCCCUCAUCCGCGAAAUCCCACAAGUCACAUUGGGUUGUGACGACUCCAAGUCAAUUACUUGAAAGAAAGAAGGGAUUCGGACUCUGAAUAUUCUAUAUGGAAGAGAUUAGGGUAUUUUCAAUACCUGAGCCUUGGCUCUUUUUGAAGAAGGGGAUUCCAUAGUGUCAAUCACCUCCGUUUUCCCCUCUGUCGUCUCUGCACCUCGAUCGCCUCCCUAGGCUCCGCCUCUCCACUCGGUCGUCGUCCUCACCUCAUAUCACCCCAAGUCUCCAUCUCCCGAAGAUUCCUAUGCCUCGGACAUACUAUUUCCAUUCAAAAAUCAAGAUUACAUUGGAAUUCCUGUUGAUGAAGUUCGUCAGUACGGCACAGGGACCCACUGAAAGGUCUAUGUUAAGCCUAGGAGGAGGAGGAGGAGGAGGAGGAGAUGCUGCUUUGGAAUCAAAGAUGCAUAACCAUGGACUCUGAAGACGCUGGUUGGCAAAGUUUAAAGGGCCAAAAUAUCUACUGUAAUUCGUUACUCUCAUUUGUAAUAGCCCGCGGCUAGGUCUAGAGGGUUGGUUUCCAUCCAAGGAUGUGGUGUUCUAGAGGAGUGAUGCACAAAACAGACUGGCCACGAUUGGCACCUCAUCUGCGAAAUCCCACAAGUUCAUAUCAUUUUAGCAUAUAGAUGAGUAAGCUGAAGCUUUUGAGCGUAACUACACUAGAGGGGUGCCAAGAAUAACCCACCCUUCUUCUUUCAUCAUCGUCUACUUCCCCAGCCCCUUUGUUUUCUUGUCUGUACCUCCAUUGCCUCUCCACUCCAUCAUCCUAUUCCCUCUUUUUUGUCACGUCGCUGCUCCUUCAGCUCUCAUGCGACGCCAUUGCCCCCCUCCGUGUUUCCCACUAGAGCCUUCCCUCUUGUCGACAAGGACAGGGUACAGAGAAGAGUUACGUGAUUUCUUGGGAGUACAAUCUGGUGAGACUUCAAGAGUUGUUCAACGAAGAAGGGUGUGAGGCAAAGCUACGGUUGAAUGAAGAUAGGAAGCCUUACAUGUACAUUGUAGAUUGUAUCUCAAGACUCCAAUUAAGGAUGGUCCCACCACUGGAAAGAAGAUAUCUUCGUGUGGUGGAGCAUGGGUUGUUCUUUAAUAUGCAACCCUUGUGAUUAUGGGGAACGUGGAAAGACUAUCCAACAAUCUCCCUUCCUCUCUCCGGACCUUAUGGAUCUUCCAUUGCCUAAAGCUGAGGGAUUUACCCCAGGAUGGCCUCCCUCCCUCUCGAGAACAACUCUAGAUCUUCAAAUGUGGGAUUCUGCAGAAGUAAUGCACGAAACAGUAUCAGCACCUCAUCCGCGAAACCCCAGAAGUUGUAUUAUGGGCAUAUUUUUAGUGAGCUGAAGCUUUUGGGUGUAAAUAGGGUUCAUCUCCUUCCCCUUUGUUGUCUGCUCCUCAAUUACCUCUGCUUCCACUCCACUCCGACGUCCUCACCUCUAUCUCCCUCUUUGUUGCGCCAUCGCUCCUUCAGCUUUCCCACAACAAGGACAAGGUACGAAGAAGUGUCUAUUACACUUACAAUCUGGUAAGUGAUCUCAUUACUGAACUCCAUCAGUCCAUUUAAACCAUGUCAGUAGUAGGUUACAUAUUAGGUUAAAUCCGCUUUGAAAUAGGGAGGUGUGGAAAAGGCGGAUUUUUUUUGGUAAUUAUGAAGUUAUUGCGCUAGGCAGUGAUUGCUUUCGAUCAUGAAAUGAUGUUCUUAGAUGGUUUCAAAUGUGGUGACCGUUAGACAAUUCAUCUUGUUGCAAAGAUAAUGUCUUGGAAAAAAAAAACUCGAAAAUCUGCUGUGUUUCAUUUUUAAGUCAGCAAUUAAGUGAAGUUGUGGAUGGUUUUGUUUACUUGUGAUGUUGAACACACAAAAGCAACAGCCUUUUAAGUACCCAGAAGACUGUCAAAUAGAAAUGCUACGUUAAUUAUAGUUUAAGAGGACAACACAUUGUCAAUACAUGGUAGUCAUAUUCAUGAUCCGACUGGAAUCGAUGGAGGAAUUCACUCCUGAAAAGCAGGGGUUCAUCAUGAUACUAUUUGGUUCUUGAUGUUGCGAGAAGCUGUUCAAUUUGGGAAUUUUGAUGUUGAUAGGUGCAACUUCGAGGGUUGUUCAAUGAAGAAGGGCAUGAAGCAAAGCUAUUGUUGAAUGAAGACGGGAAGCUUUAUGUGAUGGAUGACUCCUUGUAUUUCAAGACUUUAAUAAGGAAAGUCCUGCAGUAGGAAAGGAGAUGUCUUCGCUGGAGGGAGUGGAGGAGGAGGGAUUGUUCUUGGACAUGGCAACCGCUGUGAUUAUGGGGAACAUGGAAAGAUUGUCUAGCAAUCCCCCUUCCUCUCUCCGGACCUUAUGGAUCUUCCAUUGCCCAAAGCUGAGGGAGUUACCCCAGGAUGGCCUCCCUCUCUCCCUAGAAAGACUCUGGAUCUUCGGAUGUGGGACUCUACAGAAGCGAUGCACAAAACGCAAAUUUUUAGUGAGCUGAAGCUUUUGGGCGUAACUACGGUUCGUCUCCUUCCCCCCUUGUUGUCUGCACUACAGCUUAAUCACCAACCUCUGCUUCUUCGGCUCUCCACUCCAUCAUCCUCACCUUCAAUUCCCUCUUUGUCACGCUGCCGCUCCAUUAGCUCUCCCACGACAAGGACAGUGUACGAAGAAGUGUCUAUUACAAACUUGGAAGUACAAUCUGGUGCGACUUCAAGAGUUGUUCAAUUAAGAAGGCUGUGUGAGGCAAAGUUAUGGUUGAAUGAAGACAGGAAGCCUUAUGUGACGGAUAACUCAAACUACAUUGUAGAGUUGCAUUUCAAGAUGUUUCGCAAAACGCCAGUUUCGUUUGAUCCUAGAAUGGUUGCAAUCUUCGAAAGCCUCAGUGAAAGGAGGAGUGAAAGCACUGUGUCUCUUCUGUAGUGUAGUGUUAAACCAUACAAUAGACAUGUUUCUAUUUACACAGGAAUGUCACUUCAACAAAUAAAGAACAAAGUGCAACAUAAGCCAUUGCACGAAUGGAAAUUGAGUAUAAUCUAUAUACAUCUUUAGUGCAACUCCACAUGAAGCCUCGUGAUGAUGCACUCUUACUAGUUCCAUAGAACCAAAGCCAUAGAUUCUGUGAAGAUGGUCAUCCACAGCAACUUCCGAGGUAGGAACAUGGGCACUGAUGAGAAACAAGAUACUAGGCAUUAGGUUUGGUAAAAUUUCACUAGAUUGUAGUUCAUAAAUGCCCUGUUUAAUGUUCUUAAAGGAAGUUGAUGACUUGGAUUGUCUUCAUUCAACACCAAAUGCACAGUCAAAGGCUGUUGUAGGAGCUGUGACUAUGUAAAUGUGACUGUUAACAGCUGCCAUUUCAGAUUGAACUACAUGAACUUCUCUUUUUUGACUUAAUCAAAACCUUAGGAAGCAAGUAACCCGUUCUUUGGAAAACUUGUUUUGGCCAUUGGAAAAAGAUAAGAUCAAGAGAGAGACGUCUUCAGAAUCUCACCUUAACUUCCGCUGUCUGAUCCUGUGGUAGAUGAGUUGGAAACUUUUAUUCCGAGUUUUUCAGUCGUUACCGAUUGCGCCUUCAAAGGAUCCAACACUAGACAUGUUAAAAGGAAGGUACGCAUAAGUGGAAAAACUGGGAAUUAGUAUGAAUUGCAAUCUCGAGUCUUUGAGUUUAUAUCUUACAAUCACUUAAGCAUGGGAAGAUGCUAACAUUCACGAGAAUCGUGUAACCAGCAUCGCACUGGUAAGUGUGCUGGUAAGUUGCAGACUUCAUGCAUGUCGUUCCUCCACAUUAUAUCCAGUAGCAAGCUGCCCAGAAAUUCCUUCAAUACGACUUAUGUACCAAAAGGAUGAGGGAAGUGAAGAUGAUUUACGAUCGAAGACAGAUGUGUCGUAUGAAACGGAUGGGACUUGGGGGAGGCCCGGGCAUGCAGAGUGCUCAACAGAACCUGCACGAAAAGAAGAUUUGCAACUUAAGCCUAUGUCCACAACAGCAAAACACAAUUCAUAUGAACCUCAACCAUAUGGCUCUGAAAGUUGAAUGUUUAUGUGAGCCAAAUAGAACUUGAGGUCAUCUUCAUUGGCGAGGCGCAUCUGCUUCCAACCCACUUCGCACUGGCAUUUGAAGUCAAAUAGAGCGCUGGCAUUCACGACGCAGGACCUCUUUCCACUUUGCACUUUGCCGCAUAGCUCCUCUGCAACAUCGAUUCAAACUGAGCAAGAAAAUCAGUCCGCCAUUUGUUGUAUUUAUUUGUGAAUGCCAUGCAGAAUGAUCAACAUCGAUUCAAACCGACACGGGUUGUUGAGUGGCGGGAGGCGUGGGCCGGAGCUCAAGCUCGGCCAUCACCAGCUAGGCGCUGAAGAACUCGUACUAGAGAUGUGGUAGUUGGGGCUUAGUUGAAUGCACCGAGCGAUUUAUCUUUGCGUAACUAAGCAUGAGCUCGAGCUCUAGCUUCGUAUAAUAAUAACUGUGUAAAGUUACUGGUUCACGCUGGCAUUCAACGACAAGAUCGGAGGGUUCGCAAAACAAUUGAUGAUGGGCAACGGACCUUGCCAGACAAUCAAAUCGGGUUCAUGAUCAUGUACUCAUUCACCUUCUUCUUCGCAAACUUCGGCCCUAAUGCCACCACAUUUUUGGUGCCCACUGAGAUCUUCCCAGUGCAGCUCAGGUUGACGUGUCUUGGCAUAUAUGCCGCAGCUGGAAAGGCUGGGUCCUUGGUGGAUGCAUUCGGUUUUGUGUAUGCAGUGGACGGGAUCGGUGUUAAGAAGACCUUGAUCACACUCGGCGUGACCAAUUUCUUUGGGACAGUCUUCAUCUUCUUGGUGCCAGAGUCGAAGGGCCAUUCGCCCGAGGAAAUAUCUCUGGAGAACAUGAGGAAGAUAAUGCAGCUGAGUUGAGGACUGUCCCCGUUUAAAUAGGCCUCAAAGUCUACUCAUGAGCUUUCUAGCAGACUUUGUCAAUGUAAACUAGCUUUGGUACAGUUUUAGACUGUAUUACCUCUGAAAGCUGCCUUUUUCGGCCUCUGAUCAUGUUGACCUUUGUCGAAUAGAUUCAUGGCACCAUCGUUGAAGCUUGAACCAUGGUCAUUGAAGUAGAGGCAGAUGUAUCUCUGUGGUCAUAUAAUCACAUUUUGACAACUUAAUCUAAGUUCUUAGCCCAGGAAUAAA
Eucalyptus grandis is the source of this 9512-nucleotide messenger RNA. RefSeq names its product putative disease resistance RPP13-like protein 1. NCBI's taxonomy places the organism in Eukaryota, Viridiplantae, Streptophyta, Magnoliopsida, Myrtales, Myrtaceae. The coding region runs from base 884 to 4417 and encodes 1177 amino acids. Gene Ontology annotation, molecular function: ADP binding. The record is from RefSeq and is a predicted model, not a curated record. The transcript is spliced from 9 exons. Gene Ontology annotation, biological process: defense response to other organism.